AGUAUGGCAACACUGGCGUCGUGGUGCCACUGGUGGUAGACAGUACACACGCACACUCUCACCUGCCUGCCUCACCCAACCAUCGUCGCCGAACACCGUCACCAUGGCGAUGUCCAAGUCCACCAAUACUUAUAACAGACAAAAUUGGGAAGACUCAGACUUCCCAAUACUGUGUCAAACCUGCCUGGGAGACAAUCCGUAUGUGCGAAUGAUGCGUGACCGGUAUGGAAAAGAAUGUAAGAUUUGUACUCGUCCAUUCACUGUCUUCAGAUGGUGUCCAGGAGCAAGGAUGAGAUUCAAGAAAACUGAAGUGUGUCAGACAUGUGCAAAAAUCAAGAAUGUCUGCCAGACAUGUUUACUGGACCUUGAAUAUGGUCUGCCAACUCAGGUUCGAGACUCUGCACUCAGUCUGACUGAUGAGAUGCCAAAGAGUGAAGUUAACAAAGAGUUUUACAUUCAAAACAUGGAGAAGCAGAUGGCAGCAACUUCAGAUGGCAGCACUGCAGGAGGAGCACUAGGGAAAGCUAAGACUCAUUCAGAGAUGCUGCUAAGACUUGCCCGUACCACACCUUACUAUAAACGUAACAGGCCACACAUUUGUUCUUUCUGGGUGAAAGGGGAAUGCAAGAGAGGAGAAGAGUGUCCUUACCGUCAUGAGAAACCUACUGACCCAGAUGAUCCACUGGCAGAUCAAAACAUCAAGGACCGUUACUAUGGUGUUAAUGAUCCCGUGGCUGACAAGCUGCUGAAGAGAGCUGCAGCAAUGCCAAGACUAGAGCCUCCUGAAGACAAGUCCAUUACUACUCUUUAUGUUGGAAACUUAGGUGACAGAAUUGGGGAAAAAGAAUUGCGAGACCACUUCUAUCAGUAUGGAGAGUUACGAAGUGUUAAUGUCGUGGCCAAGCAACAAUAUGCUUUUGUGCAGUUUACCUCUCGUACAGCAGCUGAAUUAGCAGCAGAACGUACAUUUAAUAAACUCAUAAUACAGGGACGGAGAUUAAACAUCAAGUGGGGUCGGUCACAGGCCCGACAAGGUGGCCUUGGUAUCGGUGGCAUAGAGGAGUUAGAAGGUGAAGAUAUUGCUCCUCAAACACUAGAACCAGUACCAGGCUUGCCAACACUUCCUCCACCCCCAGAAGAACUACAAAACAACUUCUUCAACCUGCCUUCAACAGCUGCCAGCAUACCUCUUCCCCCAGGCCAGGCCCCUGCUGUGGCUGGUACUCCUACCAUCCGCCCUCCAAUGCCAUCUGGCCAGACACCUCCAAGACCUCCAGCACCACCUCCAGGAAGCCUCCCUGGUGGGCCCCCUCCUCUUGGUGGGCCACUGGGCCCUCGUCCUCCUCCAGGUGUACCUCCAGCUCCCCCCGGUCAUCUUCCUCCCUUACAGCCUCCUCCAUUCUUCCCCCCACACUUGCGUGCACCUCUUCGUCCUCCUCCAGGAGUCCGUCCUCCAAGUUACUUCCCACAACCACCCCCUAUCCCUGGUGUUGGUCCUCCUCCCCCACUCACUCAUGGGAUCAUACAUUAUCCUUCACAAGAUCCUACUCAAAUGGGAGCAAAUCCAGACAAAAAGUGAAGGGGUAGAGAUUCUAUUGAGAAAUGAGAGCGUAUAGAAUUGAAUAUUGGGCAAUUUAGGCUAUCUUUAUGUUUAUACUAGUAUUUCAUGAGCUCCACUUGAAUUCAUAUUAAUUUUCUUAAUAAAGGGAUAGUUGAAAUUUGACCAGUAUUGAACAAUGUAAAGUUUUCAUAAAAUAUGAAUUCUCAA
This is a messenger RNA of Portunus trituberculatus (swimming crab), 1768 nucleotides long. RefSeq names its product pre-mRNA-splicing factor RBM22-like. The coding region runs from base 104 to 1579 and encodes 491 amino acids. Gene Ontology annotation, molecular function: pre-mRNA binding; U6 snRNA binding; metal ion binding. The transcript is spliced from 4 exons. Lineage: Eukaryota; Metazoa; Arthropoda; Malacostraca; Decapoda; Portunidae. Gene Ontology annotation, cellular component: Prp19 complex; U2-type catalytic step 1 spliceosome; U2-type catalytic step 2 spliceosome. The record is from RefSeq and is a predicted model, not a curated record.